GUCUUCAAUUGAUGAGGUAAUUAAAAUUUAAUCGCCAGACUUGUUUUUUCCUUUGUUAUUCAUUUCGGAGUUUAUCAACGAAACCGCUUCCUAGCGUCUGGGGAAAUAUAAAAAUGCGUCCGAAUCUUGCAUCACUUAGUACCAGAAACUCGGUCCCAGAGGCAACAUGUCCGAAUCGAGGGAGCAGUCAGCCGAGCAGUUGAGGAAUUACUACAGGAAGCACUCGGAAUUGGGUUCGGCCACGACGAGCACCGGAAAUCCGAUUCCCGAGAAGGAUUCCAGCUUGACGAUCGGUAAAUACGGACCAAUUUUACUCGAAGAUUGGGAACUUCUUGAUGAGCUGUCGCAUUUCGUGAGGGAAAGGGUUCCUGAGAGGGUGGUUCAUGCAAAAGGAGCUGGAGCUUUCGGUUAUUUCGAAGUAACCCAUGAUAUCACAGAUUUAACUGUAGCAAAGGUUUUCAAUGGUAUUGGAAAGCAGACAAGAACUGCGGUGCGUUUUUCAACGGUCGCUGGGAAUUUGGGAGCAGCGGACACGGUGCGCGAUCCUAGAGGAUUCGCUGUGAAAUUUUAUACUGACGAUGGCAUCUGGGAUUUGGUCGGAAAUAACACUCCGAUUUUCUUCAUCAGAGAUCCGGUGCUGUUUCCGCACUUCAUACAUUCGCAGAAGAGGAACCCGGUUACCAAUGUUAGGGAUUGGGAUAUGUUCUGGGACUUCAUUUCGUUGAGACCGGAGACCACUCAUCAGGUCAUGUUCCUAUUCGCAGAUCGUGGAAUUCCCGAUGGUUUUCGGCACAUGCACGGCUUCGGUUCGCACACCUUCACCUUAAUUAACAAGGACAAGAACGUCACGUUCUGCAAGUUCCACUUCCAGACCGACCAGGGGAUUAAAAACCUCGACGUCCAAAAGGCUACCAAGUUGGCCGGCGAAGAACCGGAUUACGCUCUCAAAGAUCUAUACAAUGCCAUCGCCUCGGGCGAAUGUCCAUCGUGGACUUUGCGUAUCCAAACAAUGACGCACCAGCAGGCCACAGAGUGCGAUUUUAAUCCGUUCGAUGUUACCAAGGUUUGGCCUCACGGUCUCUUCCCUCUGCGACCGGUCGGUAAGCUGGUGUUGAACAAGAACCCAACCAAUUUCUUCUCGGAGGUGGAACAGCUAUCCUUCUCCCCGGCUAGUCUCAUACCGGGAAUUUCAGCAUCUCAGGAUAGGAUGCUACAGGGUAGACUGUUCUCCUACCACGACGCUCACAUCUACAGAUUAGGUGUCAACUUCACCCAGCUUCCGGUCAACUGUCCGUUCCGAGUAACCAACUUCCAGAGGGACGGAUUGAACACCGUCAACAGUCAAGGUGGAGCACCCAACUAUCAUCCGAAUAGUUUCGGAGGACCUAACUCGGAUGAAAGAGCGAAGAAAUAUUAUCGCACCUACAAAGCGGAAGGCGUCGUGGAAAGAUACGACACCAAAGAUGAUGAUAACUUCACGCAAGCUAGAGUCUUCUAUCAGCGCGUCCUCGAUGAAGCAGCCAAAACCAGGCUCAUCGACAACAUAGUUACUGAGCUGAAGAAGGCCAACAGAGAGAUUCAGCUUAAGACCGUGGCCAAUUUCACACAAGUCGAUGCAAGUCUCGGAAAACGAAUCAAGGAUGGCUUAAAAUUAAUCUACGCUAGUCUUUAAUAAUCCCUUUUGUUGUAUAACUUAAAACAAAAAUAAUAAUAAUAAUAAAUAU
Nicrophorus vespilloides is the source of this 1724-nucleotide messenger RNA. RefSeq names its product catalase-like. The record is from RefSeq and is a predicted model, not a curated record. The transcript has 2 exons. NCBI's taxonomy places the organism in Eukaryota, Metazoa, Arthropoda, Insecta, Coleoptera, Silphidae. Gene Ontology annotation, cellular component: peroxisome; cytoplasm; mitochondrion. Gene Ontology annotation, biological process: response to hydrogen peroxide; hydrogen peroxide catabolic process. Gene Ontology annotation, molecular function: catalase activity; heme binding. Bases 167 to 1672 code for a protein of 501 amino acids.